Molecule: messenger RNA, 3301 nt
Organism: Cyprinodon tularosa
Lineage: Eukaryota; Metazoa; Chordata; Actinopteri; Cyprinodontiformes; Cyprinodontidae
Gene: adipor2
Product: adiponectin receptor 2
Exons: 9
Coding region: 412-1548 (378 amino acids)
Biological process (GO): adiponectin-activated signaling pathway
Cellular component (GO): plasma membrane
Molecular function (GO): signaling receptor activity
Source: RefSeq, a predicted model, not a curated record
CCUUCUGUAGGUGAGUGUGUGCUCUGGAAGAGAGCUCGUUUAGUAAGCGUUCGGGCUGGAGAGGUGCUCGUUGGCAGUUACAACUCUGUCAACUAUUUAACAUCACCCAGAGCACUGAUACCUCCUCGCACAUUCGGAGCAGAGUGCAGCUUCUCUCCAGCUUGGUCCCUUAAAGUCUGAACUUAAACCCAUCUUCAAGUUCAAAGAAGUCAAGGUUGUGCCACAGAUUCCUUCUGCACGCCUCAGUCUUCUCGUCCAGUUGAGAUCCUUCAGGUUUUACUGUAGAAGACGGUCCAGCCUUUCAAGCUGGACGAAGGAGAGACAAACAGGGCCGAGGGCCCAGCCUUUGUGCUGCGACACAGAAACUCUAACCUCAUAGAAAACGCCACCAACUGCUCACCUGCAGGUCCCAUGAGUCCACGGGAGAAAGGAGAGAUGCCCCCGACCUCAGGCUCUUCAACUAAUCACCUCAGCACCACAGAGUGCCCCGAGCGCCACGGGUCGUCCGCAGAGUGCCAGGAAGAGAAACGGAUAACUGAAGAGGAUGAAAGGGGAAGAGAGGGAGAGGAGAAGGAUCAGACCGAGGAUGAGAGGAGCAGCGAUGAAGGCUUCAUGGGAAUGAGUCCGUUGCUGCAGGCCCAUCACGCCAUGGAGAGGAUGGAAGAGUUUGUUCACAAGAUGUGGGAGGGUCGGUGGCGUGUUAUCCCUCACGACGUGCUCCCUGAUUGGCUGAAAGACAACGACUUCCUGCUCCACGGCCACAGACCACCAAUGCCUUCAUUCCGCGCCUGCUUUAAGAGCAUCUUUAGAAUCCACACGGAGACGGGGAACAUUUGGACACAUCUGCUAGGCUGCCUGUUCUUCCUCUGCCUGGGUCUCAUGUACAUGUUCAGACCCAACAUGUCUUUCGUGGCUCCUGUCCAGGAGAAGGUAGUGAUUGGGAUGUUUUUUCUCGGAGCCAUCCUCUGCCUCUCCUUCUCCUGGCUCUUCCACACAGUCUACUGUCACUCAGAGGGCGUGUCCAAAAUCUUUUCCAAAUUGGACUACAGUGGGAUUGCCUUCCUGAUCAUGGGCUCCUUUGUCCCCUGGUUGUACUACUCCUUCUACUGUUCGCCUCAGCCCUGCUUCAUCUACCUGAUUGUUGUGUGUGUCCUGGGACUGGCUGCCAUCAUAGUAUCACAAUGCGACUUCUUCUCUACGCCACAGUAUAGAGCAGUCAGAGCAGGAGUGUUUGUGGGUUUGGGUCUGAGCGGCGUGGUUCCCACCCUUCACUUUGUCAUCAGCGAGGGUCUGAUCAAAGCCACCACUAUCGGUCAGAUGGGCUGGCUGCUGCUCAUGGCGACGCUCUACAUCACCGGCGCCUGUUUGUAUGCCGCUCGCAUUCCAGAGAGGUUCUUCCCUGGCAAGUGUGACAUCUGGUUUCACUCCCAUCAGCUGUUCCACAUCCUGGUGGUCGCCGGGGCUUUUGUCCAUUUUCACGGCGUCUCCAACCUGCAGGAAUUUCGGUACACAGCAGGAGGCGGCUGCACCGAGGAUGGCAAUCUUUAACAGACCCACAAACACUGUCUGACACUCAUUCAGUACGCGAGGCAACACUGGCUGAAAUGAUAUGCAUAGAAGCCCACUCGCUCUUCAGACUGAACCCAACACAGAUCUCACUACUACAACCGAAGACCACAGUGGCUUGCCCUGUUGUGGAUAGGAUUACCUGCAGGGGGCGCUAUUUAUUUGAUAAACAAGAGUCUGCUCUCGUUUCUGUCAGUUUUUUCCUCACAAACCACUUCUGGCUCUGUUUCUAGGGUUCAAACACUUGUUCUAUGGCAGUCUGUUCCAUUAAGCAUAUUGAAGACUCCUUUUUGGAUCGGAAAGGGUCAGGAAGUUCAAACCUCCUCUUUGUGUUUGCAUUGGUCACCUGAUUCUUGGAUUAAUGAACCAAUUUCACAAAUAUUUUGGGUGUAGUUUGUUUUUUCUCUCUUACAUUGGUGAAUGCUGUUUUCUGACUCACUUUCUGAUGAGGAUAAAUUGAAAACAAUUGAGUGAAAAAUGCUUUCAGGUUUUUCUGUUUAAGCUUUUUAAGUGAAGAUGGGAGAAGAGGUUCAUAGUCUCUUUUAAUAAAAAAAAAAAUGUAAAUAAGAUUUCUAAACAUGGGGUUAUAGAUUUGUAUGAAAUUUAUUUUAAGAAAUCCAAAAAAAACAUGUUAUAAAAGAUGAAUAAAUAAUACAUUAGUUGUUGACUAAAGAAGAGGAGCGUAGUGUAGUCGUACAGUGGCGGGGAGAAAAAUACGCCGGUGGUGGGAUUUCGUUUUCAUUCAUUGGUGCAGAUUUGCAGAAAAACUUGCAAAAUAUUUUUUCUUUAUUUUUCUUUUCAACUGUUAAAGGGCCACAUCUCAUAGACAAGAACACCACUAAAAAUCUGUCUAAGCCACAAGCGCUGAUCCAAAAGCUUGAAUUAGAAAUACAAGCCUAACAGCAACAAAUAAAAUCUUAAUCUUUAUAUGUAGCGGCUUUAAUUGGUCCAAAUACUGUUAAAUUGUCUAUAUAAAGUAAAUAUAAUUUCUGUUCUAACCUUAUACAUUUAUUUUUUCUAUACCCCCCCCCCCCAAAUGAUUUAUUAAAAACCUAUUAAACCUCCUCCACAUAUUUUUAUAAGCAAUGCCUUGAUCAUAUCUAUUUUUUAUAUAUAUAAUUGUGAUCAAACUGCAGUCUUCUUAAAUAUAUAGUUUCUUUUAGUCCUCCAGUCUUGCUUCAGAUAAAGGUUGAGGAAGGUUUUCUCUUGAAAAUGCUUUUGGUUAAUCCACUGUUUCUGCCUUUUAUUUAUCCACUGCUAUUAUGGCUUUAAUGCAGGCUUUAAAUACAGUAUUUGUUUUCUUAACCACAUUGUGACUAAAGUUUAUCUAAGGGCUAGACUCAGAUACGUAGACUACACUUUGUGAUUGAUAAAAGGGGAAUUUUUUCAGGUAAAACCAAAUUUUUACUUCUGCAUAAGAUCUAUUCUGGGCUUCUUUUUUUCUGGACUCUUUCUGCUUUUGUUUUGAAAUUUAGACCUUCGAGUUCUUAAUUGGCAAGUUGAAUGAUCUGCUUUCACUUAUUUUCAUGAUAUAUUUUGUGACAAAGGAAAAUGAUCUUGCUUUGUUUCAUUGUUUUCCUACUUUCACUUUCUAUUUGUUUUAUCUAUCUUAAUUUAUUUCUCUUGCAGAGAGCAUACUGUCUGUUAAAGCACAUAUUCCAUUCUGAUGGGAGUGUUUGAUUUGCAAUAGACCUUUAUAUCUGCUGUAUGGUUCUAAUAAAAAAGGUUGUUUGGA